UUUGAAUUUGUUUGUUUUCAAUCAAAGCCAUUGUUAUCAUUUAUUUUUCACCAUAAAAAGACGAAACAAUGGCAGAAAAAGAGAAUUGUUGUACUCAUGUAUGUGCAUCACAUGAGGAAUGGCAUUGCGAUCAUUCUUAUCACGUUGUUAGCUUUUUGAAUGAACUUCGCAAGAAAGUCAAGUAUUGUGAUGUUGUCUUAGUUGUGAGAAAUGAAAAAUUCCCUGCUCACAAAGCUGUCCUUUGUUCAGCUGGUGGUUAUUUUGCAGCGGUGUUUGAACACAAUUUGCGCGAGAAAAAAGCGUAUGAAGUUGAGCUGCCUGCUAUCUGCCCGGGAGUUAUGAACGGCGUCUUGGAUUAUGUCUAUACUGGUAAAAUAAAUCUUGGUGAUUUAAAUCACAGCCAAAAUGUUUUGAUUGCGGCAGAUUAUUUGAGUUUAGCGAAGCUUCAAGAGGCGGCUAUAUUGCACAUGAAGUCAUUUUUAACCACGAAAAACUUUUUGGAAACGUUAACUUUUUCUGAACGUUACGAUUUUGUGGAACUGAGUAAACUAGUUUACGACUUUAUACAGACGAAAUUUACUGAGAUAAAAGAUAGCGGAAAGCAUUUGAAGUUUAGCUUGUGUCAGUUGAUGAAGAUCGUAAAGAGUGAUGAUCUUGUUGUUCAGACUGAGGAAGAUGUGUUUGAUGCUAUUAUACAAUGGAUAAAUCAUAAUCCAAACCAAAAUAAAGCAAUCUCUGAUUUAUUUCCCCUUAUUAGACUGUGUGAGAUACCAGAGUCGACCAUAGUUGACAAAAUUCUUCGUGAAAGCUUGGUGUUAUCGGAUGAGAAGUCUCUAAAUGCCGCCCUUGGUCAUCUCAAAGAAGUGAUGUAUUUGAAAGGUUUUUGUGAUGAUCAUGUCGCAGAGAACAGAAAGCCAAGACGUGUGAUUGAAGCUGUUAUUCUACUGUCAGGAAGUAAUGAACCAUUGUGUUUCAUACCCAGUGAUCAAAGUUGGUUUCACAUGCCAUCAAUGCAUUGGGAACACAAAAAUACUCCUAUAACAUUAUGUAAUGGUAAACUAUAUGUAACAUCUGGUAGAUCUGGCAAUGGACUGCUUGCUCAAACUGAGUUUUACAAUCCUCAAACCAAUAAAUGGAUAUCUACUGGUGCUUUACCAGCUUCAAGCUAUUGGCCAGGUUUGGUUUCAUUACAUGGUUUUCUAUACCUUGUGGGAGGACGGACUCCAACAAACCGACUUAAAACGGUCUGGCGUUAUGAUCCAAGAAUAAACCAAUGGGACAUGGUGGCAUCAUUAAGAGAAGAACGAAGUGGCCCAGCUGUUGUAAGUUGUAUGAAUCACAUUUAUGCUAUUGGUGGAAGGAAAAGUGCGAUUGAAGAUCUUAGAAGCUGUGAAAGGUACAGUCCUUUGACUAAUAUGUGGAAAGAUAUAAGUCCGAUGAAAACUGGGCGUUCACUGGCUGCUGCAGCUAAUAUUGCUCAUCGUAUAUUUGUGAUUGGUGGCAGCGAAGAUAGUGGAACGUAUCAACUUGCUAUUAACACCAACGAGGUGUAUAAUUGCUUGGUUGAUGAGUGGUCACUAAUUGCUCGUUGUCAUGCGGAUCGUGUUGCACCAGGCGGUUGCUCAAUAGGAAAUAGAAUCUACAUUUUUGGUGGACGAAAUCAACAGGAGUCUCUGACAAGUAUCGAGGCUUACGACAGCAGUAAAGAUGAAUGGGAAAUUGUGAGCAGCUGUGAUGAUCUUUUGAACACUUUCAGUAUAAGUUGCUGUGUAUUUUACCUUCAAAGAAACAUUUAAAUACGUUUACAAGAGUAGCUGCAGACAAUGCUGGACCUUGAUUGUUAAAAAGAAUGAAACUUUAAUUACUUUACGUAUGGGAUACAUUACGAAUUUUUGGGUGUGAAAAUGAUUAGUUAAAUAUCAACUACAUUUAGUAGAAUGAAAAGACACUUGUGUUUUGGUUACAUAUAUUGCUUUACAAUAAAAUGAGAAACAAUUAAAAUGCACUUAAA
Xenia sp. Carnegie-2017 is the source of this 2011-nucleotide messenger RNA. Its product is annotated as kelch-like protein 12. The record is from RefSeq and is a predicted model, not a curated record. NCBI's taxonomy places the organism in Eukaryota, Metazoa, Cnidaria, Anthozoa, Malacalcyonacea, Xeniidae. Gene Ontology annotation, molecular function: protein binding. The transcript has a single exon. Bases 69 to 1796 code for a protein of 575 amino acids.